CACGGGAGGCAGGAAACAGUCACAGGAAAAGGAUCUUGCCUGGUGGUGUGGGCACGAUGGAAACCAACUUCUCCAUCCCUCUGAAUGCAUCUGAAGAGGGGCUCCACGAGUCUACCAGCUACACUGCUCUGCAGAUCCUCCCACUGGUGGUCCUGGGAGUCACCUUUGUCCUCGGGGUCCUGGGCAACGGGCUUGUGAUCUGGGUGGCUGGAUUCCGGAUGACACACACGGUCACCACCAUCUCUUACCUGAACCUGGCCCUGGCCGACUUCUCUUUCACCGCCACCCUACCGUUCCUCAUAGUCUCCAUGGCCAUGAGAGAAAAAUGGCCCUUCGGCCGGUUCCUAUGUAAGUUAGUUCACAUCGUGGUGGACGUCAACCUGUUUGGAAGUGUCUUCCUGAUUGCGCUCAUUGCCCUGGACCGUUGCAUUUGUGUCCUGCAUCCAGUCUGGGCCCAGAACCACCGUACCGUCGGUCUGGCCAGGAAGGUGAUCCUGGGGCCCUGGGUUCUUGCCCUGCUCCUCACCUUGCCAGUUUUCAUCUUCUUGACCACAGUAACUACGCCGAAUGGGGACACGUACUGUACUUUCAACUUUGCAUCCUGGGGUGACACCAUGGAAGAGAAGCUGAAGGUGGCCAUCUCCAUGCUGACGGUCAGAGGGAUCAUCCGGUUCGUUGUUGGCUUUAGCAUGCCGAUGUCCAUCGUUGCCGUCUGCUAUGGGCUCAUCGCCGCCAAGAUGUACAAAAAAGGCAUGAUUAAAUCCAGUCGUCCGAUGCGGGUCCUCACUGCUGUCGUGGCUUCUUUCUUCAUCUGUUGGUUCCCCUUCCAACUGGUUGCCCUUCUAAGCACAGUCUGGCUCAAAGAGAUGUUGCUGCUCGGCCAGUAUAAAAUCCUCGAUGUGCUGGUUAACCCAACGAGCGCCCUGGCCUUCUUCAACAGCUGCCUCAACCCGAUGCUCUACGUCUUCGUGGGCCAGGACUUCCGAGAGAGGCUGAUCCACUCCCUGCCGGCCAGUCUGGAGAGGGCCCUCACCGAGGACUCAGCCCCGACCAGUGACACGGCGACCAGUUCUGCCUCACCUCCUGCAGAGGCCGAGUUGCAGGCAGUGUGAGGAGUGUCAGAGACAUUUUGGGGCUUUGUCUCGUCCUACCCUGAUCCCAGUUCCAGCUUCAUCUAACCUGAGUCACAGUGAGCUUCUAGUAUAAGUGGCUCAAGUGUUUACUAAGGAAAAAUACUUUCGUACCCCUGAUUUUGUGGUAAGAAAUAGACAAUGAGGAGAUUAGCAUUAUUUUUGGCUUUUAGACCUCAGCCUGUACCAUGCAGUAAGGGGAGGUGGAAAACAAGCCCAAGACAAAACAAAGAGUGGUGGGAAUUUGUAAGGAUUGGAUGAGAUGGUAUAUAAUAAGGGGAAGGCUUUAGUAUUUCACCCUAAAGCAAAAUGCUUGCUGUAGGUUUUUUUUUUUCUUUUGAGACAGGGUCUUGCUCUGUUGUCUA
This is a messenger RNA of Propithecus coquereli (Coquerel's sifaka), 1495 nucleotides long. RefSeq names its product formyl peptide receptor 2 (gene FPR2). Lineage: Eukaryota; Metazoa; Chordata; Mammalia; Primates; Indriidae. Gene Ontology annotation, biological process: complement receptor mediated signaling pathway; phospholipase C-activating G protein-coupled receptor signaling pathway; inflammatory response. Bases 57 to 1112 code for a protein of 351 amino acids. The transcript has 2 exons. The record is from RefSeq and is a predicted model, not a curated record. Gene Ontology annotation, molecular function: N-formyl peptide receptor activity; complement receptor activity. Gene Ontology annotation, cellular component: plasma membrane.